Klebsormidium nitens is the source of this 1785-nucleotide messenger RNA. The record is from the annotation of a GenBank genome assembly. NCBI's taxonomy places the organism in Eukaryota, Viridiplantae, Streptophyta, Klebsormidiophyceae, Klebsormidiales, Klebsormidiaceae.
GCUGUUGAAGCAGCCACAGUUUCCAACCUCGCAGACAUUCUUGGAGGGCUUGCAAGUUGCAUUCCUGUUUCGCUUUUACCUAGGAUUUUAGCAUCUCAAGGAGCAGUUGACCCCAUUAGCGUCUUUGUGUUGCGCACCACCACCAGCUUAAGACACAAUGCAGAGUGCGGCGCUGCGCUCCUCGGCUGCCCUCUCUGGGCAGUGCCAAGCGAUCCUUGCUUCCCGCUCUUUUCGAGCGGCCCGGCCCCCACUAUGCGCCUUUCCCGCAAACCCAAGGGCAGCCGCCCAAAUGCCCACUCAUCGAUUUGAAGAGCCUAGCACCUCAGCUUCAGUUUUCAGCACGGCGUUUGACGGCCAUCGAUCGCCUGUGAGUGAGUGGGGGGUAAAUGUGGCUGGGGGUUUGCAUAACCAGACAAGGGUUAAGAGAAGUGUGGCGACGGCGGCGCAGGCGACGAGUGUGGCGGCCCCGGCAGCGGGGUCAGAGCAAGGGGCUAUGGAGAAGCGCGUUUCAAGUUGGAGUUGGACCUUCAAGAACCAGCCCUUCAACAUUUACAUUGAGGAGUGGGGCCCGAGCGAUUCAGAAGAAGCCGUCCUUUUCCUGCCCGCCCUGUCUGAUGUCAGCACGACUGAUGAGUUCCGGAAGGUCGCGGAGGCGGUGGCGGGCUCUGGCAGGCGAGCGGUGGCGCUCGAUUGGCCGGGAUUUGGGCUGUCCGGGCGGCCACAGAUGGAGUACUCAUCAGACUUGUUGGUUAAGUUCAUCGGUGACUUCGUAUCCGCUUCCAACGGCCCCCUCGCUAAGAGCCAGACCGUGAGCAUCGUUGGAGCAGGGCACUCCCCCUCCCUAGUUGUCAAGGCCAUCAAGCAGGGCCUGCUCUCUGCCAAGGCGCUAAUCGCAGUGGCGCCUACAUGGGCGGGACCACUGCCCAUUGUGUUUGGUCGGGAGCCCAAGGUUCAGAACAGGUACAACAUUUUGCGGACGGUGUUGCGGUCCCCCGGUCUCGGCUGGGCCCUGUACAAGUUCGUACUGUCCAGCCCUAAGAACAUCCGCAACCAGUACCGGACGCACGUCUACUCCAGCAAGGACAAUAUUACGGACGACCUCAUUAACAUUCGGACGGAGCUCACGCAGCGUGAGGGGGCGCGCUUUGCGCCAGCGGCGUUUGUCACGGGCGAUCUCGACCCGUAUCUGACGCGGGACGAGUUGCUUAGCGACAUUGCGAGCCUGGACAGCAAGGUGCCGCUCUUCGUGUUGAAGUCGAUCCAGAGCCCCAAGCGAUCCAAGGCCGAAAUGGACGCCCUCAAGGGAGUCAAGGGCGUCGCCGAAUACGGUGACGUUCCAGGGGCGUUGCUGCCGCACGAGGAGUUUCCGCAAGAAGUGGCGACGAAAGUUCUGGGUUUUCUUGACGGGUUGAAGAAGUAAGAGAGGGGUUGUGAUCGUUUCUAUACCAGAAAUCGGGAGUUGCAGACCCGCUUUUAGGUGGGUUGCAAUUCAGGUGGGCUAUCAUCAGCAGGACCCUUCCUGCUGCGAGUAUGUACAAAGUUGACACUAUCGAAUCGCUUUUUCGUGUUUAUCGUGGACAAAGCACGACUUGAUUGGCGGCGCAGCUUGUUUAGCGCUAGCAUCUGAAGGCACCCACUGCAUUGGUCUUGUGGUGGAGAGUUCGCAAGAUUUGUGAGCACGUGUUUGACAUUCAUUGGAAUGCGACCGGAUCGGAUCUUACAGCUAGAACUUAGGAUGCAAGAAAAUUACUUGCAUUCUUGACAGAUUUGCACUUCGACAUAUAU